AUGCAAAAGGAACAUCGAGCUGCAAUCGAUUCACAAGAGGAAGGCCCUUCGACGACAAGAAUAAGCGAAGGAUCCUCCUCGAUUACCACACUCCUCGAAACCCGAACGAAAGCCUUCGUCGCCGCUAUCAACGCCCGCGACUUCGACCUCCCGACUUCCAACUCCGACCAAGAUCCCUCCCCCUGGAAGUUCCUGCACUCCUCCUUCCGCGCCGAUCGAUCUGGCCUACUCUCCUGCGCCUCGGUCGAUCUGAACAAAGAGAUCCCUCCCACUCCCUCGCAGAAGUCGAGUAUAGAUCGAAAGGGCAUCGUGGACCUGUUUGCUUACACCGCGGCGAAGUUUCCGGCAUACCGGAUGAAUGUGAGUAAUGCCACCACGUGUCUGGAUCUGGAGGAGGGAAGUGGAAGUGUUUUUGUGAAUGUGGAUGUGCUUAGGUUGGAGACGAGUGUGGGAGAAUGGGGGCUUAUCGUGGGUGAAGGGAAGGCGAGGGGGUUGGUGAGGAGGAGUGUGGGGGAGUUUGAGUAA
Messenger RNA from Zasmidium cellare ATCC 36951, 525 nucleotides. RefSeq lists its product as uncharacterized. Lineage: Eukaryota; Fungi; Ascomycota; Dothideomycetes; Mycosphaerellales; Mycosphaerellaceae. The coding region runs from base 1 to 525 and encodes 174 amino acids. The transcript has a single exon. The record is from RefSeq and is a predicted model, not a curated record.